CCGGCGCGCGCCCGCCGCCCCCCGCCCGCACUCAGCGCCGCGCAGACUGAGACUAAUUAUGGAAGAGAAAUCCAAAAAAUGACAGAAAAGCAUUAGUUUCUUCUUCCAGGACAGUCAUGUUGGAAGGAUUGGUAGCCUGGGUCCUCAACACCUACCUGGGCAAAUAUGUCAAUAACCUGAACACAGACCAACUUUCAGUGGCACUUCUGAAGGGUGCUGUUGAAUUGGAAAACUUGCCACUAAAAAAAGAUGCCUUAAAGGAGCUGGAAUUACCAUUUGAAGUAAAGGCAGGUUUCAUUGGCAAAAUAACACUGCAGAUCCCUUUUUAUCGUCCACAUGUGGAUCCAUGGGUGAUCUCUGUCUCAAAACUGCACUUAAUUGGUGCACCAGAAAAAAGAGAAGAGUUUGAUGAGGAAAGGGAAAAGUUGCAAGAAAGGGAACACAAGAAAGCCCUUCUGCUGGCACUUGAAGAAAAAUGGAAGAAAGAACAACAACAGAAAGGGGAGUCUUACUGGUACUCAGUUACUGCAUCUGUAGUCACGAGAAUUGUAGAAAACAUUGAAUUAAAAAUCCAGGAUGUGCAUUUGAGGUUUGAGGAUGGUGUCACAAAUCCCUCGCAGCCGUUUGCAUUUGGCGUCUGCAUCAAAAACGUCUCAAUGCAAAAUGCAGUGUUUGAACCAGUGGAGAAGCGGAUGCGGAAAAAGCAGAUGGAUGUUGCUGAUUUCAGUGUUUAUUGGGAUACCAGCUGCACUUUACUGGGUGACCUGCCUCCUGCUCAGCUCCAGGAAGCAAUGGAUAGGAGUAUGGAAAGUCGUGCUCACAAUUACAUCAUGGAGCCUGUCUGCACUUCUGCUCUCCUCAAGAGAAAUUGCUCAAAGGAGCCUUUAAGGUCCCGCCAUACUCCACGGCUGGAGUGUGACAUUAAGCUGGAGACAAUACCCCUGAAGCUUUCCCAGAUGCAGUAUCAGCAGAUCAUAGGAUUUUUAAAGGAGCUGGAUAGAAAGGAACGACAGCUUAAAUACAGGAAGUGGAAACCAAAGGUCACAGUAACAGAAAACUGCCGGGAAUGGUGGAUCUUUGCCCUGAAUGCCAAUCUGUGGGAGAUCAGGGAGCAGAGGCAGCGUUGCACCUGGGCCUUUGCGCUGCACCGGGCCCGGGACGCCGUGUCCUACACUGACAUGUACUACAGCAAGCUGAAGGGAGAGCCACUGUCUGCUGCAGACCAGGCAGAAAUGCAUCGUAUUGAGGAUGAGCUGACUUAUGAGGAGUUGAAGGUUCUGUAUGAGAUAGUCCAUAAUAAAUUUCAUGACUUAGCUGAGGUGAGAACAUUUUCUGUACAGGGUAAUAUUUGGACUCCUGCAGAACCUGCCCGUGACAGCAGCUCUGGGAUGCUGCAGUACCUGCAGUCCUGGUUCCCUGGCUGGGGAGGCUGGUAUGGAUAUGCUCAGCAGACAUAUGAAGGGGAACCUUUUGAAGGGCUGCUGCCAGACCCCAAGGAGCAGUGGAAUCCAGAAGAUAUACUGGGCACGGAUGAAUUUUUUGAUCCUGCUGCAGAUGCUUCCAGCAUGAAUACCUUUACCAAGAGAGAUCAUGUUUUUGCUAAAUUAAAUCUACAGCUGCAGGGUGGCUCUUUCACUCUGUUGCAUAGGAAGAAAAAGGUACUGCAUGCUGAAGAGACUGCUUUUAUGCAGCUGGAGUUUUCAGGUGUAAAGGUGUUGGCAGAAUCCCUUCCUCGCAGAAAGUCUUCCCUUCUCAAAGUUCAGCUUGGUGGUCUUUUCCUGAGGGAUUUGGCAACGGAAGGGACCAUAUUUCCUGUUCUUGUUUUUCCAAAUCCUCAAAAAGAGGUUGGCUGCAUGUCUUCCUUUGGACUCCAAAGUUUGUCCUCAGAAAUGAAUAAUCACAACACUGACCCUGAUGCCCCAGUGUUUGAGAUGCUUUAUGAAAGAAAUCCAAUUCACAGCACUUUUGAGAGGCGCCUGGAAGUCAGUACCAGACCAUUAAAUAUUAUUUACAAUCCACAAGCCAUUAAGAAAGUAGCAGACUUCUUCUACAAGGGAAGGGUUCAUACCUCAGGUUUUGGUUAUCAGUCUGAGUUGGAGGCAAGAGUGGCUGAAGCUGCCAGAAGACAGUACAACAAGCUGAAAAUGCAGACAAAGGCUGAAAUCAGACAAACCAUCGAUCGUUUAUUGGUUGGAGAUUUCAUUGAAAACAGCAAAAGCUGGUCCGUGUGCCUUGAUAUCUCUGCCCCUCAGGUGAUCUUUCCCGAUGAUUUCAAGUUUGUGGAUCCUGUCUUAGUUGUUGUGGAUCUGGGAAGAAUAUUACUCACAAAUUCUCAAGAAGAUUCUAAGAGGAGUACAGGUGCCAUUUCUUCAGAAGUCAAUGAGCUGAGUGAUGAGGAAUAUAAAACACCUCUUGCAACUCCUCCCAAUACUCCACCACCAGAAUCCAGCACCAAUAGCGGCAUCAAAAUGUCUGAAUUUACUGGAGUAGAAAUAAGUGAAGAGCAGCUCCAGGCACACUUGAUGAGUAAAAAAAUGUAUGAGAGAUACACACUUUCUUUUAUGGACCUUCAGAUCAUGGUGGGCCGAGUGAAAGACAACUGGAAGCACGUUCAGGAUAGUGAUGUGGGUCCAACUCACGUGGUAGAAAAAUUCAAUGUUCACCUGCAGCUGGAGCACAGACUGAUCUACACAUCUGACCCAAAAUACCCAGGAGCUGUCUUGUCUGGCAACCUGCCAGACUUGAAAAUUCACAUCAAUGAAGACAAAGUGCUGGCUUUGAGGAACUGUCUGACACAGCUCAGUACAUCUGAAGCUAAGUCUUCAGAUGCCCUGCAUUUAGGGAAAGACAAGAUUUUUGCAGAGGUUGACCAGUUUGGCAGUUUGCACGAUUCUGUGAUGAAUCUGACCCAGAGUGUUGUCAUGCUGGAGCAGCACACCCGGGAAGUUCUUGUUGAAUCCCAGCUGCUUUUGGCUGAGUUCAAAGUCAACUGUAUGCAGCUGGGUGUUGAGAGUAAUGGGAGGUACAUCUCUGUGCUCAAGGUUUUUGGCACCAAUGCCCAUUUUGUGAAAAGGCCUUAUGAUGCAGAGGUGUCCCUGACUGUCCAUGGCCUGUUACUGGUUGAUACUAUGCAAACAUAUGGAACAGAUUUUGAUCUUUUGAUGGCUUCUCAUAAGAACUUGAGCUUUUGUGUACCAACAGGAAGCCUUCGAGACAGCAGGGCUCAGUCCCCAGUGUCUGGAGCACAAGAUGCACAUCCCAUUGAUGUUGCUGGUUUGGCAGAGAGGUGCAGUACAUCCUCCACCACCUCACCCAGUAACGAUGGAAAAGAUCAAGAGUCCUUGAUAAAAUUGGAGUAUCAGUUUGUGAGUGCAGAAUGCCCAUCCAUGAACUUGGAUAGCAGUCUGCAGGUGAUCUCUUUGCAGGUGAACAACCUGGAUAUCAUCCUGAACCCAGAGACUAUUGUUGAACUGAUUGGGUUUCUCCAGAAAUCUUUCCCCAAGGAGAAAGAAGAUUCAAGUCCUCAGCCUUUAAUAGCUGACCUGGAGAGAGAUUGGAGGGAACAGGAAACAUUCCAGUCUACUUAUGCACAGAACACAGAGGUAGCAGUAGAUAUCCACUGGUUAAAUGUUCUCCUCCUCAGGACAGUUGCCAUGACAAAUGGAGAAAAAUAUGGCAGAAAAAUUGCAACAGCCAGUAUUGGUGGCACCAAGGUCAAUGUGUCCAUGUGCAGUAAACUGGAUGUGAAUGGCUCUCUAGGAUGCCUUCACCUGAUGGAUCUGAUUGAGGACAAUGUGAAGAACCAGUAUGUGGUGAGCAUAGGGAGCACAGGGAGGUCUGAAAAUCUCCUUGGUGAUGUGAAUUUCUUUGAAUCUUUGCUCUUUAGGCUUGAUGAUGGAAAUAACCUUCCAGAUGCUUUAAGUUUCACUUUCACAGAAAAGUCAAAAGAGGAGUGUUCUCUCAACCUCAAAAUGGCCUCCUUACACUACAACCACUCAGCCAAAUUUUUGAAAGAAUUGACUUUGACCAUGGAUGAGCUGGAAGAGAAUUUCCGCAGCAUGUUGAAAAGUGCAGCUUCAAAAGUUACAACAGUCUUGGCAACUAAAACUGCUGAAUACAGUGAAAUGGUUUCUUUGUUUGAUACCACACCACGAUCAAGAGAUGUUGGCAGUGCAGAAGAUAAUGAAGGUGGCACAUUUGGGUCACAGUCCCUCAAAGCUGAUACUAUCAAACUUAUAUUAAAUGUAAACAUUGAAUCCCCCAUUGUGUCCAUACCUCGAAAGCCUGGUAGCUCUGAACUGCUUGUAGGUCAUCUAGGACAAAUAUCUAUUCAGAAUUUUGUUCCAGGAGAAGAUGAGUCUACAAGUGAUAGGCUGCAAGUUGAAAUUAAAGAUAUCAAGAUGUAUUCAUUAAAUAGUAGCCAAUCUACAAACAAGAAGGAGCCUGCAGGUGGGAUACCCCGAGGGUCCCACUCCUCAUCAGGCCCUGCCAGCAUUAACAGCCAGGAAGAAUCUCGUUUUACUCGUCAUGACUUCUUUGAAUCAUUGCAUAAAGGUCAUGCUUUCCACAUUCUGAAUAACACCACGAUCCAGUUUAAAUUGGAAAAGAUACCACUAGAGAAAGAUUUGGAUUUAACUUUUCCUCUGUGUAACGAGGACUUGGGAAUAUCAAGCAUUAUGAAAAUUGAAGGGAAAUUUGUGAACCCUCUUCAGGUGGUGUUAGCAAAACAUGUAUAUGAACAAGUCCUUCAGACUCUGGAUAAUUUAAUUUACAGUGAAGACUUGAACAAAUUUUCAACCACUUCUGUAUCUCCAGCCAGUCUUAGUUCUCCUUCAGCAUCACUUCACAGUACAGGCUCAGAAUUCUCGAGUGAACGGAAGGAAAAUGGUUUAUUCAGCCACUCUAGUUUUAAUUCUGUUCCAAACAAGCCCUUAGCUAUCAGGGAAACAAAAUCCUUUACUCAAAUUCAAGCAAACUUUCACAUCUCAGAGCUCCAGGUUCAGUUAAGUGGUGAUCUCACACUUGGAGCACAAGGUCUUGUCAGCCUUAAGUUUCAGGAUUUUGAUGUUGAGUUUGCCAAAGACCACCCUCAAACCCUGUCCAUUCAGAUUGCCCUGCGUUCCCUGCUGAUGGAAGAUCUCUUGGAAAAGAAACCAGACUCUAAGUACAAGAACCUCAUGGUGUCCCAUGGAGCACCCAAACCCUCCAGUUUAGCCCAUAAGGAAUAUCUUUCCCAGUCCUGCCCCUCAAUGUCCAAUGCAGAAUAUCCAGACAUGCCACGUUCCCUCCCUUCCCAUAUGGAAGAAGCACCCAAUGUCUUUCAGCUGUACCAAAGACCAGUCUGUGCCUCCCGUAAGAAGCAAAAAGAAGAUGCUGAUUCUGAGUAUCCUCUGACUCCACCUCCUUCUCCAUCAGCAGACAGAUCCAAGUUGCCCUGUGGAAAAAGUAACUUUGAUGAUUCAUUAGUUCAUAUCAAUAUAUUUCUAGUGGAUAGGAAACAUCCUGAAUUUUCUUCUCGCUAUAACAAAAUUAACCGUAGCGUAGAUGUUGAUUUUAAUUGUCUAGAUGUGUUAAUUACUUUGCAAACUUGGGUAGUAAUAUUGGAUUUCUUUGGGAUUGGAUCCACUGCUGAUAACCAUGCUAUGAAGCCGCAGCCUGAAGAUACUCAGCAGACAAUCAAAGCAGAAAUAAAUUCCUUGUCAGCCUCUCAAGUCCAAGAGCCUGUAAACACUAAGCUGGAUCUAAAGGUCCAUUCUUUAUCCCUAGUCCUGAACAAGACAACCAGUGAGCUUGCUAAAGCCAGUGUGGCAAAGCUGGCAGCUCACUUGGAAGUGAUUGAGGGAGAUUUGGCCUUGCAGGGAAGCAUUGGAAGUCUGUCCUUGAGUGACCUCACAUCUCAUGGAGAAUUCUACAGAGAACGUUUCACUACAAGUGGUGAAGAGGCUCUCAUUUUUCAAAUCUUAAAGUAUGGGAGGCCAGACCCUCUGCUGCAGAGGGAGUGUGACAUCCGUGUCACCCUGAGGAUGGCCUCUGUCCAGUACGUGCACACCCAGCGCUUCCAGGCCGAGGUGGUUUCCUUCAUCCAGCAUUUCACUCAGCUCCAAGAUGUCUUGGGCAGGCAGAGAGCAGCAAUUGAAGGACAAACAGUGAGAGAUAAAGCCCAGAGAGCUUCCAGAGUUCUUCUUGAUAUUGAGGCUGGGGCUCCUGUUCUGCUUAUACCUGAGAGCUCCAAGUCCAACAGCCUGAUUGUAGCUAAUCUGGGGAAGCUGAAAGUGAAGAACAGAUUCCUGUUUGCAGGAAUGCCAGGGACCUUUUCAUUAAAGAACAAGGAUUCUGUUCAAUUUUCCUCUCCUAUGGGAACCCCAAAACACAGUGUGAAGAAAACAAGUGCUGAUGAGUCCAGAUCAGCAAUAGAAGGAUUGGUCAUGAAAAAACCAUCAGGAGCAAACAUUUCCAGGCUGAAGAACGAGCCUGCAGUGAGCACAGUGAAUAAGCAGCAGGGGCAGCCCCCAAAGCUGCCUGCUGUCCCAAACCCUGAGAGCCCAGAGGAUCACAUCUGCCUCUUAGACUGCAUUGUAGUUGAUCUGCAGGACAUGGACAUCUUUGCUGCUGAAAGAUACCAGAGAGAAUACUCCAAGGCUGUGGAAGAUAGCAGUGCAGAUUUGAGCUUUCCAUCCUACUUGGUGAGGCAGACAGGAGGGAGCCUGCUGACAGAACCCUUCAGACUGAAGUUAAAAGUAGAGAGGAAUUUAGACAAAGAGCUGAGUCAUGCAGUUGCAGACAUUUCAAUCCAUGGCAACCUGUCCUCAGUGCACUGCUCCCUGGAUCUGAACAAGUACAAACUGAUCCGGGGGCUGCUGGAGAACAACCUGGGCGAGCCCAUCGAGGAGUUCAUGCGCCCCUACGACCUGCAGGAUCCAAGAAUUCUUACAGUUUUGAGUGGGGAAGUGUACACUUCCAUGUCAUUCCUCAUUGACAUGGUUAAUGUGAGCCUGGAGCUGAUGGAUCCAAAGGGGAAAGAUGGAAGCAGCUCUUUAGCCAGGUUUGAUUUUAAGAAAUCCAAGUUGCUUUUUGAAAGCUCUUCAGAUGGAACCAAGUCUGUAAAUCUGGUCUCUCAUUCCAUGAUGGCCUUUGACACUCGUUAUGCUGGACAGAAAUAUGCCACAGGCCCCCCAAAUGUCUUCAAUUGCAUCUUCCAGUCAUCCAAGAACACCAGCAGCCCAGGAGCAAUCCAGAUUGAAUUGCAUUUCAGGUCUACUAAGGAUUCCUCCAGUUUCACAGUGGUUCUGAACAACCUUCGUGUGUUCCUGAUAUUUGACUGGCUGUUACUGGUCCAUGACUUUCUGUGCACUCCUGGGGACACCAGAAAGAGGGAGAAUCCCCAUUGCCGGCAGCGAUCGUGCAUCAGUGACACCAGUGUGCUCCCCAAAGCUGUCAAAAGGGGAGUGGUCACCAAACGUUCCUCACUCCCUGUGACAGCAGAAAAGCAGCUGGAAGUCAAGGUUAAUGUCACAGGAACUGAAUUUGUGGUUGUGGAAGACAUGUCCUGCUUUGAUACCAAUGCAAUUAUUCUAAAAGGAACAACUGUUCUCACUUACAAGCCCAAGCUGAUAGAUCGUCCUUUCUCUGGCAGUUUGUUUGGCAUUGAGGUGUUUUCAUGCCGGUUAGGAAAUGAGCAAGAGACUGCACUGUCAAUUAUUGAUCCAGUACAGAUUCAUAUGGAACUUAUUGGGAAUUCUUCCUAUCCAAUUGGUUCAGGACUGCUGGAUGCUUUCAAUAGUGAAGAUUUUCCUCCUAUUCUAGAGAUUCAGUUGCAAGCCCUGGAUAUCAGGCUGUCCUACAAUGAUGUUCAGCUCUUCCUGGCCAUUGCAAAGUCAAUUCCCCAGCAGACAAGUGCAGCCCUGCCUGACUCAGCUGCCUCAGCUGCUGAUUCCUCCAGCUCGGCCCUGGGCCAUGAGAACUCCCUGGCUCAUGAAACCAGAGAUGGCUCCAAACGUGUGCUGGAUCCUGUUCUUGAGGCCCAGCUGGCUCGCCUGCAGGAGCUGGGGUUCAGCAUGGAAGAUUGUCGGAAAGCUCUUCUCAUCUGCCAAGGUGACUUGAAGAAAGCAGCCAGUUGGUUGUUUAAGAAUGCUGAACCUCUGAAAUCAGUUUCCCAGACUUCUGCUCGAGAUAGCCAGGGGAUUUUGCCUUUCCAGUUCAUCUCUGGAGUGGAAAUAAAGGCAGAAAGUGUUUGCAUCUGCUUCAUAGAUGACUGCAUGGACUGUGACGUUCCCCUGGCUGAAUUAACCUUUUCAUGUUUGAAUUUUCUCCAGCAUUUGAGAACCAGCCCUGAAGGUUAUGCUCAUUUUACCCUCUCUGGCGAUUAUUACAACCGUGAGCUUUCAGGGUGGGAGCCGUUUAUUGAGCCCUGGCCGUGCUCAGUGUCCUGGCAGCAAGAGGCCUCGAGCCGCCUGCAGCCCUCGCGCCUGAAGCUGGAGGUGAAGGCCAAGCCACGCCUGGACAUCAACAUCACCUCUGUGCUCAUAGAGCAAUACAAAUGCACCAAGCAGUCGUGGAUGGAAGAUUACUGUAAACAGGACAAAGAAGUGAAUGUAAUCAGCUCAGAAGACUGGAUGGGUUCUUCAGUGGAUCCCCCAUGUUUUGGGCAGAGCCUUCCUCUUGUCUACCUUAGAACUAGGAGUACAGCCAGUCUGACUAACCUAGAGCACCAGAUCUAUGCUAGAGCUGAAAUGAAGACCCCGAAGCGCAGGCAGCCGUUUGUGCCCUUUGCUCUGAGGAAUCACACCGGCUGCACUCUCUGGUUUGCCACCCUCACCACAACCCCAACCAGGGCUGCGCUGUCUCAUAGUGGGAGUCCAGGUGUUGUUCCUGAGGAGAACGGGACGCUGCUGGGUGAUGCCCAUAAUGUCAGUGAAUGGCAGGAGGUUAUCACUGGGGAAGAGGUUCCGUUUGAGUUUGAAACCAGAGGGAAACUCAGACACAGGCACACACAUGACCUAAGGAUCCAUCAGCUGCAAGUGAGAGUUAAUGGCUGGGAAGAAGUGAGUCCAGUGUCUGUGGACAAAGUUGGAACAUUUUUCCGAUAUGCUGCACCAGAUAAGAAUUCCUCCUCUUCUACUCUUGGAAGCCCAAUAAGUAGAACAAAUAUAAUACAUCCACAAGUCUACUUUUCUUCAUUGCCUCCAGUUCGUGUGGUGUUUGAGGUGACCAUGGAGGGCAGCGCCCGGAAGGUGAUAACGGUGCGCUCGGCCUUGAUGCUGAGGAACAAACUGGAAAUCCCAAUGGAGCUCAGACUGGACAGUCCCUCUGCCCCUGACAAGCCUGUGGUGCUUCCAGCAGUGAUGCCAGGAGAUUCCUUUGCCAUCCCACUGCACCUCACAUCCUGGCGUUUGCAGGCCAGGCCCAAAGGAAUGGGAUUCUUCUUCUCCAAGGCUCCCAUUCACUGGACCAAUGUGCAGAAGGCAGCAGAGGUGUGCAGCAGCAAGAGGGAGUGUCAUUCCAUGGAGUCUGAGAACAGCAGAUUUUUCAGGUUCUGUGUGGCUAUAAAGAAAGAAAAUUACCCAGAUUACAUGCCUUCUAGCAUAUUCUCUGACAGUGCUAAGCAGAUUUUCAGGCAGCCUGGGCACACCAUUUAUCUGCUGCCAACAGUGGUGAUCUGCAAUCUGCUGCCCUGUGAGCUGGAGUUCUACGUGAAGGGUUUGCCCAUCAGUGGGACACUGAAACCUGAACACUCUUUUCUUCUGUUUUCAUUUAAAGGAUUGCCACUUAUCUUCAGACAAGAUAAUGCAAAAACAGAUGCAGCUGGUCAGUUUGAGGAGCAUGAGCUUGCUAGAAGCCUCAGCCCACUGCUCUUCUGCUAUGCUGAUAAAGAACAGCCAAACUUUUGUACAAUGCGGGUUGGAAAGGGAAUCCAUCCUGAUGGCAUGCCUGGCUGGUGCCAGGGCUUCUCCCUGGAUGGUGGCAGUGGUGUCAGAGCCCUCAAGGUGAUCCAGCAUGGGAACAGGCCAGGCCUCAUCUACAACAUUGGUAUUGAUGUUAAAAAAGGCAGAGGCCGUUACAUUGACACCUGCAUGGUCACCUUUGCUCCCCGGUACCUGCUGGACAAUAAAUCAAGCUACAAACUGGCCUUUGUCCAGCGGGAGUUUGCCAGAGGGCAGGGAGCAUCCAACCCUGAUGGCUACAUCUCCACCCUCCCUGGUUCCAGUGUUGUGUUCCACUGGCCACGGAACGAUUAUGAUCAGCUGUUGUGUGUGAGGCUGAUGGAAGUCCCAAACUGCAUUUGGUCUGGGGGCUUUGAGGUCAACAAGAACAAUUCGUUCCACAUUAACAUGAGGGACACCCUGGGAAAAUGUUACUUUUUAAGAGUAGAAAUCACCCUUCAGGGAGCCACGUACCGCGUUGCGUUCAGCGACACCGACCAGCUGCCGCCGCCUUUCCGCAUCGACAAUUUCUCCAAGGUCCCAGUUGUGUUCAAGCAGCACGGGGUGGUGGAGCCCAGGCUGUCCACGGAUGUGAAGCCCAUGACCUCCCUGGAUUAUGCCUGGGAUGAGCCCAUCCUGCCUCCCUACAUCACCCUGACAGUGAAAGGAGCAGGCUCCUCAGAAGUUAUGUGCUGCAUGAAUGACUUCCAAGACAGCAAACUGCUUUACUAUGAGAACUUCAUCUAUAUUGCUGCUACAUAUACUUUCUCAGGGUCACAGGAGCCAAGUGUAAGACCAGUUACUUCAAAUAAGGAUGCUGCAAAUGCAGAGCUUGUCCUCGAUGUUUCUCCAAAGACUCAACGAGUUUUGCUGAAAAAGAAGGAGCCAGGAAAGCGAUCCCAGCUCUGGAGGAUGACAGACUCAGGAAUGCUUUGCCAUGAAGGUUCUUCAGUUCCUCACAACCCCCACAAACCCUCCCCUCGCUCUGAGGACUCCAGUAUGAUUUUGGAUAUUGCAGGUCUAGCAGCUGUCACUAAUAACAGGUACGAGCCGCUGAUGCUGAGGCGGCCGGACCGGCGGCGCAGCACCACCCAGACGUGGAGCUUCCAGGAUGGGAAGCUGACCUGUGGCAUCCCUGGCCUUGUUGUCCAGGCAAAGGGUGGAAUGCAGGGUCUUCAUGAUGGAGCUGAAGUUGUUCUAGGUCCUGAAAAUUCACUUGAACUUUUGGGGCCAGUUCCACCUGAACAGCAGUUCACAAACCAGAAGAUGAGGCCUGGCUCAGGAGUGCUGGCUGUGAGAGUCAUCCCAGAUGGGCCAACCAGAGUUCUGCAGAUAACUGAUAACUGUAACCAACGUAGAAGUGAUCGUUCAUUCAGUGAAGGAGAACAGCUUCCAGUUUCUGACCAAGAUCUGCGCAAGUUGAAAAAUCCAGAUACAGAGCAGGAAUUGGAAGUGCUUGUGAAACUGGAAGGUGGAAUAGGAUUGUCUUUGGUCAACAAAGUCCCUGAAGAGCUCGUGUUUGCAAGCCUCACCAACAUUAAUGUCCACUACACUCAGCUCUCAACUGGUCAGGUGCUAGAGCUCAGUGUGCAAGAUAUACAGGUGGACAACCAACUUCUUGGCACCACACAGCCUUUUAUGCUCUUUCUGACACCCAGGAGGAUUGAGAAUGGGCCCCUGGACCCUGCUCCUGCUGUGCAAGUCAAUGCCAUGAAAUUUCCCAGUAAAAAUGCACUGACUGAUAUAUACAAGCAUCUGAUGAUCACUGCCCGAAAAUUCACAGUUCAAAUUGAGGAGAAGCUGCUUCUGAAGCUGUUGAGUUUCUUUGGCUACGGCCAGUCGGAAUCAGAGGUUGAAAAUUACGAUGAAAACCUCCAUGAGAAGGUUGUUGAACAAGGAGGAGCACAAAAACGAUACUACUUUGAAAAUCUGAAAAUCAGUGUGCCUCAAAUCAAGUUGAGUGUCUUCACUUCCAGCAAGCUCCCUUUGGACCUCAAGGCAUUGAAAAGCACCCUGGGCUUCCCUCUGAUCCGAUUUGAAGAUGCUGUGAUUAAUCUGGAUCCUUUCACUCGGGUCCAUCCCUAUGAAACCCAGGAGUUCAUCAUUAAUGACAUCCUGAAGCACUUCCAGGAGGAGCUUCUGAGUCAGGCAGCAAGCAUUCUAGGGUCUGUGGAUUUCCUUGGCAACCCUAUGGGCCUGCUGAAUGAUGUUUCAGAAGGUGUCACUGGACUUAUAAAGUAUGGCAAUGUGGGUGGCCUCAUCAGAAAUGUCACUCAUGGAGUAUCAAACUCUGCUGCAAAGUUUGCUGGGACUCUGUCAGAUGGUUUGGGGAAGAUGAUGGAUAACAGGCACCAGACAGAGCGGGAGUACAUCCGGUACCACGCUGCAACCAGUGGAGAGCACCUGGUAGCUGGAAUCCAUGGACUUGCACAUGGUAUCGUUGGAGGGUUGACAAGUGUGAUAACAUCGACAGUGGAAGGUGUGAAGACGGAAGGAGGGGUCAGUGGUUUCAUAUCUGGCCUGGGCAAGGGGCUGGUGGGCACUGUCACCAAACCCGUGGCCGGAGCGCUGGACUUCGCCUCGGAAACCGCGCAGGCGCUGAGGGACACCACGACCCUGAGCGGCCCCAGGACCAAGGCCGAGCGAGUGCGGAAGCCGCGGUGCUGCAGGGGACCCCAGGGGCUCCUGCCCCGCUACCUGGAGAGCCAAGCAGAGGGACAGGAGCAGCUCUUCAAGCUGACAGACAACAUCCAGGAUGAGUUCUUCAUCGCCGUGGAGAACAUUGACAGCUACUGCGUGCUCAUCUCCUCCAAGGCCGUGUACUUCCUGAAGAGUGGAGACUUCACAGACAGGGACUGCAUCUUCCUGGAGGUCAGGUACGAUGACCUGUACCACUGCCUGGUGUCCAAGGACCACGGCAACGUCUACAUCCAGCUCACCAAGAAGGCAGUGAGCACGAGCAGCGGGCUGGCCAUGCCCGGCCCCUCGCAGCAGCGGCCCAUGGUGAAAGUGAAAUCAGAAGCUCUGGCAGUAAAGGUGUCCCAAGAAAUCAACUAUGCAAAGAGCCUUUAUUAUGAGCAGCAGCUGAUGCUGAGACUUAGUGAAAAUCAAGAGCAUCUCGAGCUGGACUCUUGAAAAUCCAUUUCCUCACUGCCAGAAAGAGCUGCAAGUACCAGGCUGGAGCCAGGACUGUGUGACUAGAGAAGGAAAAAAUAUAAUUUUAGUAUUUAGAGAAAACAAAAGAGGUGGCUUUUCUUUUUUAAGCACUAGUUGUACACCAGAGGUGUAGCUGCCACAGCUUUGGGUCUGGGAGAAGCCCUGUAUUUUGCUAACAUGUAUAUAUGUACAAGUGUCAUGUAAAUACAACUGCAGAGGGUGUUGGUAUAAAUAUGAGUCUGUUUACUGUGUAAAGAAAUUAAAGGAGCUCUACUGAGUCAUACUGCACUACCUGACAGAAGCCCUUCUCUCUCUCUUUUUUUUUUCCUUGAGAAAAUUGAUUUUCACAGUACAGGAAUGUAGAUAAACCUUUAAAAAAUAAAAUCAAGAAUUAAUUUCA
This is a messenger RNA of Zonotrichia albicollis (white-throated sparrow), 13476 nucleotides long. Lineage: Eukaryota; Metazoa; Chordata; Aves; Passeriformes; Passerellidae. The record is from RefSeq and is a predicted model, not a curated record.